AUAAAAAGUCGUCUACUUUCGACAAUACCUGCUACUCUCAAGAUACCCCGUCUCAGCAGCAUGGCUCCAUUGGUAUCCUUCAUCCAGCUACUCAGAGCAACUCGCUCGAGAGCGCCCGUGUUCAGCCGCCGGGGAGUGUCCACUUUCAGAAGGCAUCCUGCUAUUCGCACUCUGUCUCCGGGGCUUGCCGUCGGUGCUGGUGUGGCCCUCAUUGUCCCAACGUAUAUCUACUACAACACCGCUCUUCUUGAGUCCCACACCCACGUCGUUGGCGCAGCUGUGCCAGACAAGCCCCAUGGUCUUGAGGCAGAACAGGGAAAAGUGAAAAAGAUCAGCAUCAAGGAUGUGCUGGAGCACAAGGAGGGCGAGAGAAUAUGGGUUGUGAUCCGUGGAGAGGUCUACGACAUGACAGAGUUCCUGGAAGAUCAUCCGGGUGGAGACGAGAUCAUAAGCUCAAAUCGCUCCAAAGAUGUCACCCCAUUGUUCAACCCCCGUCAUCCCACAAACCAACUGGAACCGGAGAAUCUUCCUCCAACCGUCCAGCAUCUCGGCACUCUGGAUACCGCUUCUGCUUCGGAUGAGGAGAAGGAAGAGCUGAGGCUGAAGGUGUCGAAGGAUGAAGAAGAUGAGAAAGAAAGGAUAGAGAGACUGAGAGAGGAGAUUGAAGAAAAUGGGCUUGGAAGGAUUGUCAACAUGAGAGACUUUGAGAAGCUGGCAGAACAGAUGGUGUCCAAGGUUGGAUGGGCCUACUAUUCUUCAGCCGGUGACGACGAACUCACUAUGCGCAAUAACAACGAUGUCUACAAGAACAUCCGUUUCCGACCCAGAGUCCUCAGAAAUGUCGCAGAGUGUGAUGCGUCCACCACCAUCUUGGGCUACGACAGUGCUCUGCCUAUCAUGAUCUCCCCUGCCGCAAUGGCGAAGCUCGGACACCCGUUAGGCGAAGUCAACAUGACCAGGGGCGCUGGUAAUACCGGCCUCAUUCAAUGUAUCUCAUCAUUCGCCUCUUGCUCUAUUGAAGAGAUCACGGAUGCCCGUAAACAGGGCCAGCCGCUCUUCUUCCAGCUCUACGUUAACGCCAAACGCGACCUCGCUGCGGCAGUCAUUGAAAAAGUCAACCGCCUCGGACUCAAUGCUAUCCUCCUGACUGUCGAUGCUGCCGUGGGUGGGAAGCGAGAAAGAGAUAUCCGGUUGAAGGGCGCAUUCGAGCCGCCCAAGACUGGCGCCUAUGAAGAGCACAAGGAUACGAAGGGCGUCAGUGAGGCAAUGUUUGCGGGAGUGGAUCCGAGGUUGAAUUGGGACGAUAUCAAGUGGAUCCGGUCGCAGACAAAACUGCCAUUGUUGAUCAAGGGUAUCCAAACUGUCGAGGACGCAGUGCUUGCUUACAACCAUGGGUGUGACGGGGUCGUCUUGUCCAACCAUGGUGGUCGCCAACUCGACACGACCUCAACAGGCCUCGAAACCCUCCUUGAAAUCCGCAAAUACGCCCCCCAACUUCUCCGCCCGCAAUUCCGAGGUCCCACUGGUGUUCAACAAGCCGCCCUGGAACAUCCCGAAAACUUGACGCCCCCGGAUCCCAUAGAGAAGGAAGAGCGCAAAUUCGAGAUCUGGGUGGAUGGUGGUAUAUGGAGAGGGAGUGAUGCUGUGAAAGCGCUCUGUUUGGGGGCGAAUGCGGUGGGUUCGGGUAGAGGGUUCUUGUAUGCCAAUGCCGUUGGCGGGCAGCAGGGUGUCGAACAUGCUGUGAACAUCUUCUCUGCCGAGAUCUUGUUGACUAUGAGGCUUCUGGGAGCAACAAAAGUGUCCGAUCUGAGACCCAGUAUGGUCCACAUCAAGGAAUAGAUGGCUCAGACAUGCAUAUAAUAUCGUUACAUAUCCUCACAAA
Messenger RNA from Cryptococcus amylolentus CBS 6039, 1882 nucleotides. RefSeq lists its product as hypothetical. The transcript is spliced from 8 exons. Gene Ontology annotation, biological process: lactate metabolic process. Gene Ontology annotation, molecular function: heme binding; L-lactate dehydrogenase (cytochrome) activity. The record is from RefSeq and is a predicted model, not a curated record. Bases 61 to 1839 code for a protein of 592 amino acids. Lineage: Eukaryota; Fungi; Basidiomycota; Tremellomycetes; Tremellales; Cryptococcaceae.